Messenger RNA from Sipha flava (yellow sugarcane aphid), 2244 nucleotides. RefSeq names its product ecdysone-induced protein 75B-like. NCBI's taxonomy places the organism in Eukaryota, Metazoa, Arthropoda, Insecta, Hemiptera, Aphididae. Bases 162 to 1460 code for a protein of 432 amino acids. The record is from RefSeq and is a predicted model, not a curated record. The transcript is spliced from 2 exons.
UCACCGACAAUUCGUAUUAUUCGAGCACACUCCCCUCCUUUUAUUUUCCAUGUGGUUGCGAGGGAAAUACAUCGCGCGAUAAUGUAGCCAUGGUCAUUUUUGCACGUUUCCCGGCUCCAAUUGUGUGCAGAGAGUGAUCGCGGAAAAUUCUCGCAGUCAACAUGUUGUCUACGUUUGCAGUGUGCUUUUGGGCGACAACCGCGUUCGCCGCGUGCAACGUCAAGACGCGGGUGCAUUACAUACGCGCCGAAGACCGGUCACGCGGCGCCGUCAACUCGUAUUUCCCCGAACGGUUGCAGUCGCGCACGUCAUCCAUUUUCGGGUCCGCGGGCGGACAGGCCCAGACCGCGGCCACCGGGUUCCCGUACCGGUUCGUCUUUCCGGCCAACCAUCCGGCGCUCAGCCGGCCCGUGUACUCGUCGCCGUUCGCGCAGACCUCGCAUCAGUCCGAAUCGCCCUACUCGGCCGAGGAUCUGUUCUCGCCCUCGUCGUCCAAACACCAUCCGCUGUCCGAAUUCAAGAACCAGCAGCAGCAACCGCUCGGUUACGAGACGAUCGGCAAAGUCCAAUACGAAUACUUCGGCGGCGGCGGCGGCGGCGGCAAGCACCUCGUGCAACCGCAACCGUACCAUCUGAUCAAACAGCCGAAACACUACCAGAGCUACGAGCUGGGGCCGAACGCCGCCAACACCGUCCAACACCAGCCCAACCAGCCGGUCCACCAGUCGUUCUACCCGUCCACGUCCGCGUCCGUUGCCCAACCGAUCAUGUUGCUCAUACCGUCUUCCGGGCAACCGGGCGCCCCGUACCAGACCUUGGUGCUGGUCCCGUCGUCGGCCAGCUCGCCGCCGCCGUCGCCGCCGCCGCCGCCGUCACUGCCGCAACACCAAUCGCCGGUGUUCACCGGUUUCCACCCGCAGAUCCAUCACCUGCCGCCGCCCGCGCAAUUUUUGCCCGGUUUCGUCACCCAUCCGCGAGGACCGCCGAUGGUCGCCAGCUUCCCGUCCGGGCUCGGCGGCGGCGGCGGCGGUAGCAUCGGGCUGGGACGGUUCCCCGGCGCGCAACUGUUCCACCGGUCACACGAGCCGCUCCAGAAGCAACAGCACCACAGUCAGUACUCGCAACAAAAGUCGUCCCACUCGUCCCCGUUGCAGUUACCGCCGUCGACGUCGUACCAAUCGCCUGCGUCGUACCAAGGUUCCGGGUCGGUGAACGUGCAGCACACCACGGCGACCGGAUCGGCGUCGGCUGCGGCUGCUGCUACGGCGGCGGCGGCGGCGGCGGCGGCCGCGGCGGCGCAACAACCGUUAGAGGACAAGGUUAGCCACGGUUCGGGUGCGUCCGGAGAAAAUUCGGACGACCGUAGCGAAAACAGCGCCGAGACGAAACGCGAGGAAAAGUCGCCCGAGUUCGGUGACAAGACCAACGCGAAACUUCCCAAACGGAUCGUAGUCACGUGACGCGUACUUAUGUAUACAUUUAAUUAUUUUCAUCAUUCGGGCGUUUGCCCGUUACUCGAUUGCGUCGUGCCGAACCUGAACGCUCCAGCAAGCCCUAAUUGUGAAUGAAUAGAAUCGUUUCAACGUCCAUUUGCAGUUAUUUUCAAAAAAAAAAAAACCCCCGCCGAAAAUUCAACUUCUCGUUCGAUGUGUAGACUUGAAUUGAUCUCCCCCAGAUCAACGUCCAAUAGUCUUUUCUCACACUGCACAUGUUUGUACAGGCAAAAUGAUAACAUAUAAUUUUUUUAAUACUGUACACACUGUACGUUCAAUCAUUUCAUUCGAUUUCAAUUUCAUAAAUCAUAAUAUUCUUUAAAAAUAUUUUUAUUUUUAUUUUUUUAAGUUUAAAAUGUAAAUAAUGUUGAAUGGAAAUCGAGUAUCGAUACUUUUUCAAUUAAAUUUUUAUUUACGUCUAACUUAAUUAUACUUUUUAUACUGUAUAACACUGGUUAAUAUACUGAAAAUUCACAAUGGAAACACUACGAUGGUUUUAUUAUUACAUUUAAGAUUAUUUUCACACAUUCUAUAUACCUCAAAUAUCUUAUUCGCUGUAAAUCUAUACAAUUCAAACAAACAAAAUGUAGUUUAUGUUAGUUCAAAUUAAAAGUUUGAACAACUGUUUAUAUGAUAAUCUGAUUUACAUAAAAGUUAUUGUCACUUUUCUGAACCAAAUACGACAGAAAUAUCCUGCAUAAUGUGCAUUUAGUUUUACUAAAAUUUGCAAUUGUUUAGCUCUUAUAAAUUG